CCCCUGCCACACUCACCCACCUUUUUUGUUUUCACCGCUAUAAUUUAUGCCUCUGCUAUGUUCGGAGUAUUGAACAGCGAUAAUCACUGUGCAGCGGUACAACAAGGAAACAUCCUCGCCUUUGGAAGAACCUCUUCUGAAUUUUGGACGAACAAUCCUACCUCAAGUUAUCGGUGUGAAACUGGAGGAAACCGUACGGACAGCGGCCAAAGCCACAUCAGACGACCCAUGAACGCAUUCAUGGUGUGGUCGCGUGAUCAAAGGCGCAAGGUGGCUCUAGAGAAUCCCCAAAUGCAAAACUCAGAGAUCAGCAAGCGGCUGGGGUACCAGUGGAAAAUGCUUACAGAAGCCGAAAAACGGCCAUUCUUCGAGGAGGCGCAGAGAAUACAGGCCAUGCACCGAGAGAAAUACCCAGACUAUAAAUAUCGACCUCGUCGGAAGGCCGUGCCAAAGAACAGUGAUAAAUUGCUACCUGCAGCCUCCUCCUCCAUGCUGUGCAGGCAGGGGAACGUGGAUGAGAGGUGGUACCCCUUCACGUGGAGGGGCGGCCGUACUAGGGCUUCACACUCAGGAACAGAGGACCGGUUAAACUCCUCACAAGCCGCGAACAUAGUCCGCUCCCUGCUGCAACAGGAGCACCACUGCAGCUCCACAAGCCUCCGUCACAGUCCAGAAACGUUGGCUAUACAGCUGUCCACAGACUUUUACCCUAAGUAACAGCCGGGACUUUCUGGUGCUUAUUUUCCAUAGUGAUUUUCUUACUCUGGCUAACAAAGGCCCUAUUCACAUUAAUUUUGCUAUUAUUUCA
Messenger RNA from Lutra lutra (Eurasian river otter), 808 nucleotides. It is a transcript of the gene SRY, whose product is annotated as sex determining region Y. Bases 58 to 717 code for a protein of 219 amino acids. The transcript has a single exon. Lineage: Eukaryota; Metazoa; Chordata; Mammalia; Carnivora; Mustelidae. Gene Ontology annotation, biological process: male sex determination; negative regulation of transcription by RNA polymerase II; positive regulation of transcription by RNA polymerase II. Gene Ontology annotation, molecular function: RNA polymerase II cis-regulatory region sequence-specific DNA binding; DNA-binding transcription factor activity, RNA polymerase II-specific. Gene Ontology annotation, cellular component: nucleus. The record is from RefSeq and is a predicted model, not a curated record.